Messenger RNA from Diachasma alloeum, 3295 nucleotides. RefSeq names its product exostosin-3 (gene botv). The transcript has 4 exons. Bases 313 to 3150 code for a protein of 945 amino acids. Gene Ontology annotation, molecular function: glycosyltransferase activity. Gene Ontology annotation, cellular component: membrane. The record is from RefSeq and is a predicted model, not a curated record. NCBI's taxonomy places the organism in Eukaryota, Metazoa, Arthropoda, Insecta, Hymenoptera, Braconidae.
UCCUGUCAAGUCGCUCAUCGACUCCUAACAAUGACCAAAUAAUUCACCAAAAAUGAACUGAAUAAACCAGAAUGAUUGCCAGAGCGAGCACAAUAAUUAGGCCCAAUCACCCCUCGUCCCGGAGUGAAUCGCUGAAUUUCAGACAGUGCAAUCGCUCUUUUAUUCGUUUCAUCGAUUCGUGGAUUGAGGCUGUGCAGUGGUCAUUGUUGUGGUAGUAAUCAAAUCUCUGUGACUGUCAUUUGUUUUUAAUUAAUUCCAAGAUGACGAAUGACAAGUGAAUUUUGAGGGGGAUAGAUUAACAGAUUGGGGGGAAUGGCUGGGGCUUCGCUGGAGUCCGGCACUGCCUAUCAUCCCCUGGGAACUGGCAGGGAGAUAGGUCACUGGAUUGCACACAUGAAGCUGUCCAGAAUCAUCAUCUUGAUUGCUUCGAUUCUGUUCAUUGUUCCUCUGUUCACUCAUUAUUAUUUAUCGAAGGUAGAAGCGGAGUCUCCCCUGAUGGACAUCCACCGUACGCGUUCGAAGCUGGAAGCCUUCGAGGACUUCACCUCGAUGAAGGCAUCAGACCUGAAGUCCCGAAUCGAGGAGAUGCUGCGAAUAAAAGUAUCAGUGAGCAACGAACUACGCGACCUCGAGGCAAAGCGCCAGCGCCUCCAGAUGGAAGUGAGUGGUUUCACCCAGCGAAUAGACGACCUCAAGCAGGAGUUCCUACACCAGCAGACCGACCUUGACCGCCUGAAGAUGAGUGUCGUCCAGGCGCAGGCAGCCCAGCGUGAAGCAGUCGAACGAAACACCCCAGAGCUAGCACCCCCCAAACGAAUCCUGACGAACUCCCCGCCACCCACACUCCCCAGCACAGAUCCCCACUCCUGCAAGAUGUACAACUGCUUCGACCACAGUCGCUGCGCCCUGACAAGUGGCUUCCCCGUCUACCUCUACGACCCAGACACCUUCUCAAUAAUAAAUCCAGGGUGGGACGUGGACGGUUUUCUUCGGACCACAAUCAAACAAACCCUGGGCUACAAUCCCCACCUGACGUCGAACCCAGCAGAGGCCUGCAUCUACAUCAUUCUAAUCGGCGAGGUUCUCCCAGUCCCAUCGACUCGAUCCCUCGGCUUCAAGAACCCCCUGGACCUCACGAAACUCCACUCGCUGCCCUACUGGGGUGGAGACGGUCGAAACCACGUGCUCCUGAACUUGUCUCGAAGGGAUUUAACCCUGGCCUCUGGAAAUACCUUCACAAAUGUCGACACAGGCCGAGCAAUCAUCGUCCAGUCAACAUACAGAAGAAAUAAAUUCCGCGAUGGAUUCGACCUCGUUGUGCCUCCGAUAUUGGGCCCCCCUGGGGGCGACAUCUGGCAGGAGUGCGCCCAGAUGGUGCCAGCAAGGAGGAAGUACUUACUAUCCUUUCAAGGGGAAAUGAAGAGUUCCAGAUCAACUCCAACUCCGAGGCAGAUUGACGACGCUGAGAUCGAUCUGGAGAGGCUGGAGGACGAGAAUAACCUGGACAGUUUCAUCAUUCAACAUCUCAAGGAGAUGACGAGUGGAACGACCAUGGACAAGUUUCAUCUGCAGUUCGAGUGCAUUCCGGCGUCUGAGGAGCAGAGGAAUGAGGCUCUGGACUGGUCGUUGUGUGGUACUGAGUCAUCGAGGAAAGAAAUUCUGAGGGAAUCAACGUUCUCCUUGAUCCUGACGCCGACGAAUGCCAGUUACGUAUCGACUUCCUCCGUUCAGGCUAGGCUGUACGAGGCCCUGAGGUCCGGAGCUAUUCCUGUGGUACUGGGGGGCGAUCAGAUUGUCUUGAGCUACAGUGAAGUCAUCUCCUGGAGGAGAGCUGCUGUGCUCCUCCCCAAGGCCAGAGUCACCGAGAUGCACUUCUUACUUCGUGCCAUUCCUGAUAACGAUCUUCUGGCGAUGAGGAGACAGGGGAGGAUGAUCUGGGAGAGGUACAUGGGCACUGCCCAGGGGGCCAUGGACACCAUCGUAGCUGCAGUGAGGGACAGACUGGGAAUUCCGCCUCUUCCUGCUGCUCAGUCCUCCAGUCCCAGUGUUUUCAAUGAGACAUUUGUCCCUUUGAAGUCUGAUACUAUUAUCUCUGAGCCCGAGGCUGAAGAGAGCCUGGGGCCUCUGGAGCCUCCAUAUCCCUCGCCAGGUUUCAAAAGAAACUACACGACGAUGUUCGUUCAUGGGCACGAGAUCUGGAACGACUGGAUGAAUCCUUUUAGUCUCUAUCCUCAGCUGCCUUUUGACACUGUUUUACCCAGUGACGCCAAGUUCAUUGGGUCCGAGGUGGGGUUCAGGCCCAUUGGUAAGGGGGCAGGGGGCGCGGGGAAGGAGUUCAGUGAGGCACUUGGGGGAAACCAUCCCAGGGAGCAGUUCACCAUCGUUAUGCUGACUUACGAGAGAGAACAGGUGUUGAUUAAUUCACUGGCACGACUCUAUGGGCUACCCUAUUUGAAUAAAGUUCUGGUUGUUUGGAACAGCCCUAAACCUCCCAUGGAGGACCUCAGGUGGCCCGAAAUAGGGGUUCCCAUUGUGGUGAUCAAGGCACCCAGGAACAGUCUGAAUAACAGAUUUCUGCCUUUUGACUCCAUUGAGACUGAGGCCGUUCUUUCUGUGGAUGAUGAUGCUCAUUUGAGGCAUGAUGAGAUCAUGUUUGGGUUCAGGGUCUGGAGGGAGCACAGGGAUCAGGUCGUUGGAUUCCCUGGGAGGUUCCAUGCUUGGGAUCAGAAUUAUCGUAAUGCAUGGAACUAUAAUUCCAAUUAUUCGUGUGAAUUGUCCAUGGUUCUCACUGGGGCUGCGUUCAUUCAUAAACAUUAUACGUAUCUUUAUACGAACUGGCUGCCACAGGCCAUCAGGGAUAAGGUCGAUGAGUACAUGAACUGCGAGGACAUUGCUAUGAAUUUUCUUAUUUCACAUUUGACGAGGAAACCACCUGUGAAGGUGACCUCUAGGUGGACAUUCAGAUGCCCUGGAUGCCCAGUCUCGCUCUCUGAAGAUGACACUCACUUCCAGGAACGUCAUAAGUGCAUCAAUUUCUUUUCUCAAGUGUUUGGCUACAUGCCCCUUCUCAAUACUCAGUAUCGAGCAGACUCAAUCCUCUUCAAGACUCGAAUACCUCAUGACAAGCAGAAGUGCUUCAAAUUCAUAUAGAAAGCGAACACAAUAAUUUGAAAAAAAAGGAUCGAAAAAUCUCUUUUGAAGAUCUUGAACGUAAAGUGAAGUACACUGUUACAAAAAAAUUGCAAUUUCUUGGAAAGUUGAGUAAUAAUUUUCAGGAGAGUGAUAGGCAAUUCAA